Messenger RNA from Myxocyprinus asiaticus (Chinese sucker), 3656 nucleotides. RefSeq names its product gap junction alpha-8 protein-like. The transcript has 2 exons. The record is from RefSeq and is a predicted model, not a curated record. Lineage: Eukaryota; Metazoa; Chordata; Actinopteri; Cypriniformes; Catostomidae. The coding region runs from base 293 to 1465 and encodes 390 amino acids. Gene Ontology annotation, cellular component: connexin complex. Gene Ontology annotation, biological process: cell communication.
GUUCUUACUGGUGCUGAUCGUGCCUUUGCAGGGCAUUUCGAAGGGAGCACAGUCAAUUCUGUAAGGUCGUUCCAAACAGAAUUUCCAAAAAGAAUAGCCAGAAAAGUAAGUUCUAACUGACCGUUAUCACCUUUCAGCUAUCUGAAGUUCUCACAGUGGAGGGUAAUUAUCUUCGAAGGGAAUAGGGCAUAGGAAUGAUCACUUGUGAAUGGGACACGCCAACGCGAAUGUUGCUGGAGUUUACUUAUUAAUGCAGCAGGAGGGAUGUACAGUACCAUGCUGACAGUCAACCAUGGGUGACUGGAGUUUCUUGGGCAACAUCCUUGAGGAAGUAAAUGAGCAUUCAACAGUCAUCGGUAGGGUGUGGCUGACAGUCCUCUUCAUCUUCCGAAUCCUCAUCCUGGGCACAGCUGCGGAGUUCGUGUGGGGUGACGAGCAGUCGGAUUAUGUGUGCAACACACAGCAGCCAGGUUGCGAGAACGUUUGCUAUGAUGAGGCCUUCCCCAUUUCACACAUUCGCCUUUGGGUACUCCAGAUCAUCUUUGUUUCCACACCCUCUUUGGUGUACGUGGGUCAUGCUGUCCACCAUGUACAUAUGGAGGAGAAACGCAAAGAACGGGAGGAGGCAGAGCUAAACAGGCAGCAAGAAAAUGAGGAAAGGCUGCCACUUGCACCCGAUCAGGGUAGUGUCCGUACAGCCAAGGAGACAAGCACAAAGGGCAGCAAGAAGUUCCGUCUAGAGGGCACUCUGUUAAGGACCUAUAUCUGCCACAUUAUCUUCAAGACUCUCUUUGAGGUAGGCUUUGUGGUGGGUCAGUACUACCUGUAUGGCUUCCGAAUCCUGCCACUCUACAAGUGCAGCCGCUGGCCAUGCCCAAAUACGGUCGAUUGUUUUGUCUCAAGACCUACGGAGAAAACUGUUUUUAUCAUCUUCAUGCUGGCUGUGGCCUGUGUCUCGCUUUUUCUCAACUUUGUGGAAAUUAGCCAUUUAGGUCUGAAAAAGAUCCACUUUGUGUUCCGUAAACCAGCCCGGCCGCAAGUUGAGGGACCAGGGGUGGCCGAGAAGGCCCUGCCUUCCAUGGCAGACACCUCUAUCCAGAAAGCCAAAGGCUACAAGCUAUUGGAGGAGGACAAAGCCACAUCGCACUUCUUCCCCAUGACAGAGGUAGUAGGGAUAGAGGCUGGGCGGCUACCGGCUUCUUACAAGUCAUUUGGGGAGAAAUCCAAUGAGGCAUCUGCACCUCAGAAAGACAUGUCGAAGGUGUAUGACGAAACGCUGCCCUCCUAUGCCCAGAUGACAGUGAUAGGGCCAAGUGCGACAGGAGUUCUAAGCAGGGACGAAGAAGAGGAUGAGUUGGCUGUGGAAGCAGACUUGGAAGCCAGUGAGACGAUAGAAGAUACACGACCGCUAAGCAGCCUAAGCAAGGCCAGCAGCCGUGCAAGGUCAGAUGACUUGACAGUAUGAAUAAUAUAGAACUGGAUUAGAAGUGCAGCAAUAAAAAGUGUAGUUAUACUGAAGAAAGUAAAAACUAGUGAGAGAAAGAGAGGUGCCUUUCAGCAACUGUGACACUUAUAAUACCAGCUUAUUAUUUUGAAGAGGAAAAAGAUUUUUUAAAACAAUGCUGUGCAAUUUUCGUGAGGAAACUUGAGAGCUUGAUACACUUUUUUUUAUACAGCAGUAUUUUUUGUACUGGUUUUACAAAUCAAACCGAUUUAAAACAUUAACAAACCAAAGGUAGAGAUCUGCAGCAGCAAAGUCAACAUAGGGAGGAGUGAGUCUGGAGAAAUUAUGUAGGAAAAUAUGUGCUGUUUUUUUAAUAAAAAAACUUUCUAUCCAGAAUUUUACUUAUCUAAGGUGAGAUUCUGAUGUUUACAUUAUUUGAUUAGCCAUUAGCCAAAUGUUGUAUGUGAUAUUUAGUUUUUAUUAUUAUUAUUCUGAUAAGAAAACUGUCAGGGCAUCAUCCUUUUCACCUCAAUAAGUUCAAACAUACAUGAUAAUUACUCAAUCACUUUUAUUGUUUUGUAUGUAAAUGGUACUGCAGUGGCUGUCAUGGAUGUGUAUGUGCGAGGUGAAACAAAUGCUGAUAGUGUCAUUGCACAGUUGAUCAUCAUGGCAUACUAUCAAAAUAUAGACUAUUUAUUUCAAAGAAAUGUUCACCACAGAUAUAUGUGAAGCAUCAUACAUUGUUUCUGGUUUCACUCACUUGCAUUGAUAUAAAUUUCAUUAAAUGUAGGUUAGAGUGUAUUUAACAAUAAUUGUAAUAAUUGCAUUAGCCAUAGAAAAGAUUGUAGGCCACAUUCUUUCUAGUCUCACUGUGCAUGCAGCCAUUAUAAUAAAGAUCACGCUCAAUCAGCACAAAGUAUUGUUCAACGAGAGACAAUAAAACAGCAUUACAGGGCGUGUCAUUACAGACAGUCAGAUAUCCUUGACAUCAUUGGAAAAAACAUGUUCACACUUGUGCCCUCCAUGACACUAAUAUAAAAAUUUUUUUAAAAAAAGGCCACUAUAAAACAUUUCAGAGGACAAGAAUAAAAGGGCUCUGCCGCUGAUUUGACUUAAAAUAAAAAGUAGGCCUUAGACAUUAGUGUGAUACAUAGCAAAAAAAAAAUAAAAAAAAUAAUUGAUUCUAAAUGUCAUGUAAGUUUCAUUUGAAAAGAAAAGUUUUUAAAAGAUUACUAUUUUUUUUUUUUUGCCUCUUUUGUUUUACAUGAGUGGGAAACAUUCUGACCAAUCAAAAUGUCCUUUUGUUUCUGAAUACUUUCACAGUUCUACCAAAGUCAUAGGAAAUAAUUUAAUGAAAUAUUAAAAAAAAAAAAAAAUGUCAAAAGAGUUCACAAUGCCUGUUUUAUUUAUUUAUUUAUUUAUUUGCUUUUCAAUGUUUUUUUUUUUGUUGCUUUUUGCUUUUCACAUUUUGUUUAUUUUAUUUUUAUUUUAUUUUUGCUGCACAUGGUUUAAUAUUGUAGUUUGGUUUGAAUGUAAAACUGUUGUUUCAUGUUGCUGAUAAACCUUUCAAGCAAUGCAAAGAACUGAAUGACAAAAAAUUUAAAACUUUUUGUUUGCUUGCACAUCACUAUUCUCUUCCUGUAUUCAUCCACUUUUCGGUGGUCAUGUGUUGUGUAUGAAUAAUGUAUUACUUUGUGUGCUAAAAACACACAUGAUGCUUUCAGCAGACUGCAUGAACUUUGAAGAAGAAUGUUAGAUCCAGACUUAAAUAGAACAUAAAGGCCAUAAAGUAGGUCAAGAGAAGCUUUCUUUCAUUACCUGUGAAAUUAAAAAAACAAACAACCAGCUGUGAUGCAUCCCAGCACAAAGUUUUCCAGCUGAUAUGCAAAGAAGUUUGUGGCAGACAGCUGAUUCUAUAUUUUGCAGUGGACACAAAGGGUUAAGAUGAAAGAUUUGGAGAUUUGGGGGUGGGGAUGCAAAAAUUACAUCUCAUUAAUGGUUAUUGGUUCUUGAGUUUUGGAAAAUUUGGCAAAGUCAUUUUUAAUUAAUUUGUUUAAGGUCUUCUGUUGCUUUUAAAUUAUUUUACUUUUUUUCUUUUCUUUUUAUUUUUUUUCAAUUCUUAAACACAAAACAUCCUUUUUACUAACUUGUAUUCCUGAUAAAUGAUCAUAAAUUAAAACCUGUGGAAAUAGCCAAUAAAAGUUCAUGUGUG